AUGACAUUUCAACAUCAACUUCAGUUUGUCAUCUUCUGCUGGCUGGUGGGAUUAGUGCUUUCCAUUGUGCUUUACAUUUUCUUAAAACGGUUAAAAUUUUGUAACCUCAAUAUCAUCAACCACUUUUUUUGUGACAUUCCUCCACUUGUGCAGAUUUCAUGCUCUGAUACGUACUUCAUGAAACUGCUCACUUCUCUCGUUUCUGGUGCAGUUGUUCCUUUUCCAUUCAUGUUCAUUGUCAUCACUUACAUCUUCAUCCUCCAAGCCAUCCUGAAAAUCCCAUCCACCUCUGGAAGAAAGAAAGCCUUCUCUACCUGCAGCUCCCAUCUUAUUGUUGUUUGUACCUACUAUGGUACUUUGUCUACAGUCUACAUAUUGCCCCCUCGAGAGAACUCUGUAAACAGCAACAAGGGUUUGUCUCUACUUUACAUCUUGGUGACUCCUUUGUUUAAUCCUUUAGUCUACAGUUUACGGAAUCAGGAUAUAAGGGCUGCUGUUAUUAGGUCUCUCAAAAUGUUAAACUGGUUGUAA
Staurois parvus is the source of this 531-nucleotide messenger RNA. NCBI's taxonomy places the organism in Eukaryota, Metazoa, Chordata, Amphibia, Anura, Ranidae. The record is from the annotation of a GenBank genome assembly.